Protopterus annectens (West African lungfish) is the source of this 2333-nucleotide messenger RNA. RefSeq names its product nicalin (gene NCLN). The record is from RefSeq and is a predicted model, not a curated record. The transcript has 17 exons. Gene Ontology annotation, biological process: regulation of signal transduction. Gene Ontology annotation, cellular component: endoplasmic reticulum membrane. Bases 136 to 1824 code for a protein of 562 amino acids. NCBI's taxonomy places the organism in Eukaryota, Metazoa, Chordata, Ceratodontiformes, Protopteridae.
AGUGCUAAAGAAGCUCGUUCGGCGGCUGCAAGACCUGUGAGACGUCUUUUCUGUGCCUGCUAGUUGUCUUUAGUAGAGGUGUGCUGUAGUGACCAUUCUUUGCUAUACCAGGGAAAGCUACAUUUUACUGUCAAGAUGUUCGAGGAGGCUAGUGAGGUGUUCGAAAACAUGUUGAAGUCUUCUUUUCCUUUGACUAUUAUUGUAUUUCUUCCAGCGGUUCUCAUUUUAGUAUCUCCUCUCCCAGCAGAGGCUGCUCAUGAGUUUACAGUUUAUCGCAUGCAACAGUACGACCUACAGGGUCAGCCUUAUGGAACACGAAGUGCAGUGUUGAAUACAGAAGCGCGAACUGUCCAGGCGGAUGUCUUAAGUCGACGAUGUGUGAUAAUGCGACUAAUAGACUUCUCAUAUGAUAAGUACCAGAGUGCUUUGCGGCAGUCAGCAGGUGCUGUGGUGAUUCUCCUUCCAAAGAAUGUGUCAACACUGCCUCAAGAUAUUGUACAGCACUUUAUAGAGAUCGAGCCAGAGCUCAUCGCUACAGAGACUGUUGUCCCAGUUUACUUUGCUGUAGAAGAUGAAGAAUUGCUCUCUAUAUAUGAGCAGACUCAGGUGGCAUCUGUCUCCCAAGGCUCAUCAUCUGCUGCAGAAGGUGCGAUCCACACAGUUAGCAGCUCAGGUUUUCAGAAGAUGGGGACUGCUGCGACCUCCAGAGACAUUUCAAAUUAUGCAGUUUUCUUUACCUUCCCACAGGGUAGACUUUCUGGCCUGGGUGGCGAGGAUCUUCCUACCAUCGUUAUUGUUGCACACUACGAUUCUUUUGGAGCAGCACCAUGGUUGUCUUACGGCGCCGAUUCCAAUGGCAGUGGAGUGACUGUUUUACUAGAACUGGCCAGGCUGUUUUCCAAACUCUAUACCUACAAACGCACACAUGCAGGGUACAAUCUCCUGUUCUUUGUGUCAGGUGGUGGAAAGUUUAAUUAUCAAGGGACCAAACGAUGGCUAGAGGAUAGUUUGGAUCACACAGACUCGAGCCUUUUGCAAGAUAAUGUUGCCUUUGUUCUUUGCCUUGAUACAUUGGGAAACACGGAUAAUCUUCAUCUUCAUGUCUCCAAACCCCCAAAGGAGGGCACUCUGCAGCACACCUUCCUCAAGGAACUGGAAACGGUAACUGCAAAACAGUUUCCAGAAGUUAAAUUUUCAAUGGUACACAAAAAGAUCAACUUAGCAGAGGAUAUACUGGCCUGGGAACAUGAACGUUUUGCUAUAAGACGACUCCCAGCUUUCAGUGUCUCUCACUUGGAAAGCCAUCGCAGCAGCUUAAGAAACAGCAUCAUGGAUGUGCGGGGACAGGUGGAUAUUCGGAAGCUAAGUAGGAACACUCAGAUCAUUGCUGAAGCUUUGGCCAGAGUUCUUUUCAACCUCACUGAAAAGGGCACACCAGGACAUCAUCAGCUGUUCACAGAGUCCAUGAUUCAGCAGGAAGAGCAGUUGUCCUCUUUAAUGGACUGGUUAACAUCUCAGCCUAGGGCUGCACAGCUGGUGGAAAAAGACAGCAGUAUUAUCAGCACUUUGGAAUAUUAUAUGGGACGGUAUCUCAAGGAUGUUAAGCAGCAUCAUGUUAGGGCAGAUAAAAGGGAUCCAGAAUUUGUGUUUUAUGAUCAGCCAAAACAGAUGAUGAAUGCAUAUAGGGUAAAGCCAGCAGUUUUUGAUCUGCUUUUAGCAGUGUGCAUAGCAGCUUACCUUGGAGUAAUGUAUCUGACGAUUCAGAAUUUUGGUGUUUUCUACAGUUCUGUGAGGAAGCUGGCACUGAAACCCAAGCAUCAUUAACUGUACUCAAAAUACAACUUUUCUGGCAUGUCUUGAUGAACAGAACAUAAGCAAAACUGAGCCAAAAUUAAUCCCAACUGUUUUAUUUUUUGUUUGGUCCCGUUUUUAUAACGCAUCACCCAGUUCUUUCCUGGCCAGAAUGUUUUUGUUGCUGCUUGGCUGUUUGAUCUGUCUUGAAAAGAAGAGAGUUUCAUCUGUUUGGGUGAGAUGAAAGGCAGAUGCCAUCCCUGCCAAAGCAUUUACGUGGUGUAGGAAUGCAGUUUUCUUUUAAUUGAAGCUAAGAGACCUGAAUUAAAUCUUUUCUUUAUGCUGUUUCUUACUGAAGUACGAAUUCAUAAGCUGCAAAGCAGAAAUACGUGAGAGACUGAAAUCCAAAGAUACUGAACCUAUUGUGUAAUGCCAAGUUUUGCAACAAUUUUACUGUGCUGAAGUGUAGCCUGUUGUAAUCUAGGCAUGGCUAUGAUGAUGAUGAUUAAUGGAGGAAUGUAUUUAUUAAACCUGGGACAGUU